AGCAUCAUCAUCAUCAUCAUCAUUAUCGUUAACAUAAUACCACCACCACCGCGACCCUCGUGUAGCAGCAGCGAUGAACGGCGGCAGUGAUCAGAUCAGAUCUUUCCUGCACUCACUCGUCCAACCUGCUUCACACGAGCAAUAUGUGCGCGAUCAAAAGGCACUCACGGACCUGUUCAAAGAGCCAGGUUUUUUCUUAACGCUUCAGCUCCUGGCAGCCGACAAGUCGCUUCCCCAGCCUGAGAGGCAUAUGGCAUCUGUCAUAUCUGGUCGUGAACUCGAGACGAAAUGGAGGAGCAAAAUGCUGGUUCCCGAGGCUCGAAAGCCAGAAGUCCGGCAGACCUUGUUCAGUUUCUUAGAAGAGGAGGAUUUUGGGAUUGCUCGACCUCAGCUCGGCUUGCUGGUCAGCGUGGCUCGCAUAGAGCUGCCGCGGCACUUUCCCAAUCUCCCCCAACUCCUCCUCAACCCAUUGCUCACCUGUCUAUCUCAGAUGUCCGUCGGUCCAAACGCCAAUCUCAGUCCUGCCGGAUCGACGCUUCUGAUCAACUCUCUCUGGACUAUCAGUGCUCUCGUCAAAGAGUGGCGCACGGUGAAACUCACGGCGGGCGCGGAAGUCAUGAAGAUGCUUGAAAGUGUAUUGGUCGAGCCAGUUGGGCGAGUGCUGCAAAUCUGGGCCGAGAGUCAGGCCAGUGGCUUGGAUGACUGGGUCACUGAAGAAAGCGGCCGACUAGCUUUCAAAAUCCUCGCUCGGUUCGCUCUGUGGCAUUGGGGAAAGGCCAAGGGCCAUCAGACGGAGGAAGCCAUACAUAGGAUACAUGCUCUAGUUCAUCACACUGCUCACUAUACCCCUGUCAUUCACGAGCAUCGACUUCGUCUGAUUUCGACGACUUCCGCCACGAGGUUCAAGGUUCUGCAAACUCUGUAUAAGCUUAUUCGCGCCAUUGGCAAAUGGUGGCGGUCAAUGAUUGGAAUAGAUCCAAAAGGUUUCUGCAAAAUCAAUGGCACUAUCACAGGUGUCGGAUGGUGGUGGGGUCAGGUCGGCACUGUCGUAUCACAUGCGGAAGGUGACAUCAAUGACAAUGACGCUGCGGAGGAGUCAUACCCGAAGCGCUUCCUUCUCCUCGGACUGCUGCUCUUCAAAGAUGUAUUGCCCAUCCUUUCCGUCGAUCAUGCCAAUGUCUUCACCCCGGACUUUGUUCUAUCCGCCCUGCGUCUUCUCAUUGAUAAGAUGUUACCGCUCACGACUACCGAUCUGGAUGCUUUAGAGGAAGAACCCGAGGAAUGGUCCAUCAGAGAGGUGUCAGACGAGGAGGCUUGGGCGUUCGAAUUCAGGCCUUGCGCUGAACGUGUGCUCAUUGCCCUGAAUAAUGCCUGUCGUCACCUGCCCGCCACGUCCAAGGUCAUCGAGCCUGAAGUGCUCCGGAUGCUUCAAGAAGCUGAAUCCGUCCCUCCUGCUGAGCUGCCCGUCAUCUUGCGAAGAGAAGCUUUGUAUUGCGCUAUUGGACGCCUCAGUCGCUCGAUGUCUUCGCAUGGGGGACUGGACUUUCGUGCUUUUCUGACCGGAACCGGAUCAUGGUUGGGUCAAGAUAUACCUGGUCUGCGCAUACUUAAACGUCGUUUGGCUUGGCUAAUAGGUCAAUGGGUUCAGUCGGAGGAGGAAUGUGCUCAGCUGGAUAUCCUAUGGCAGAUCCUCGUCCAUUUGCUCAGCGAGAGAGGCGAAAGUUCUGAUCGAGCUGUAAACCUGGCUGCAGUCACCUCGAUCAAAGAGAGCGUAGAUUUGUGGGAUGUGGAUAUCGCUUACUUUAUUCCGCAUCUGCAAACUACCACCAGCGAAUUGAUCAAAGUACUUGGAGAGUGCAUUACGCUCGAUGGCAAGCGACAAGUGAACGACGCGAUCGGUGUCGUGAUCGAACGGACUGGCGAAAAGAUUUUACCAUUCUUGCCUGAUCUGGCUCGUUCCAUCCCAACGCUUUGGCACGGGGCGGCAUCACUGGAAGGCGAAUGGCUAUUCAAAGCCUCAUUGGUGGUGUUGACACAGAAGCUUGUGGGAGCUGCCAAAGCAUCCUCGGGUCAACUCAUGGAGCUGGUCAUCCCAUUGAUAGAAGAGAGUCUGAUACCACCUGCGAAGGACUUUUUCGAAGAGGACGGACUGAUACUGUGGCAAGCAAGUCUAUACAAUGCUGCAUCUCCAUACGAGCCAACACCAGCAACCGGACUCAUUCGGCUCGUGCCUGGUCUGUUGAACAUGUUGAGCCAUAACAUGGACCUGCUCGACAAAGCAUUGGGUCUCCUAGAAUCGUACCUCUUACUGGAUGCUCCGGGAAUGAUACAGCAAUACGGUCCUGCCAUCGCCUCAGCCCUUGCCAAAGCUCUGGCGCUAAGUAAGCCCAACUCCACAGCGCUUCGCCGUCUGCUCGCUACGCUCUCACUCAGUGUUCGAGUCGCGCCGUUGUCUCAAUGGGCUCCGCUACUGCUGGACUCGGACAUCUUCGCCAACGUCAUUGCUGCUCUGGAAGACGACAAAGCGUCAGGUCUAAUUCUGGCUGCUUAUCUCGAGAUUCUUGCUCGUCUGGCACUUGUGGAUCCCGCCGGGUAUCUCGGAAUGAUCAAAGAGUCGGCAAUGAGACAAGGUCGCGAUUUCGAGAAGCUAUUGGAUGAGUGCUUGGAUGCUAUCUGGCGAAACUUUGACUAUGUCGGAGAUACACGCAUGAGAAAAGCAGUAGGCAUGGCCGCUGCUCGACUUUUGACUACUGGCCAUCAUCUCGUCUUGGAACGCAUAGAUGGCGAGUUCAUGAACAUUUUCCUCGAUGUCCUUGGUGAACUUUCGGAAUCGCAGGACGAGAUCACUGGGGCAGAGACCAAUCUGAAGCCAUGGAAAGACGAGCAUCCGACUCUAUGGAGUGAGGUGGAAAACACACCCGAGGGAGAUCGUCGAAAUGCGCUCGAGAACGAGGAUCCUGCUUUCAAAGUCCCAUUCAAAGCGUUCCUUAUUGAAGCGCUACACCGCGCCAAUGAAGUUGGUAUGGGGCCUUAUUGGGACAAGGCGGAUGCAGGCACGAAACAUAGCUUGGAGAAAUUCCUUUCAUGACCAAACACGACACAUUUCUCACCGUAGAAGACUGUCUAAUGUGUAUAUACAUUAUACCCUGCACUUGUAUACGACUAGAUCUGCCCAUGCAUGGACGGUUGCGACGA
This is a messenger RNA of Kockovaella imperatae, 3195 nucleotides long. Its product is annotated as armadillo-type protein. The transcript is spliced from 22 exons. Lineage: Eukaryota; Fungi; Basidiomycota; Tremellomycetes; Tremellales; Cuniculitremaceae. Gene Ontology annotation, molecular function: small GTPase binding. The record is from RefSeq and is a predicted model, not a curated record. Gene Ontology annotation, cellular component: nuclear envelope; cytosol. The coding region runs from base 74 to 3088 and encodes 1004 amino acids. Gene Ontology annotation, biological process: protein import into nucleus.